UGCUGGGUUAUUCAUUCUAUUGUACUGGUUGAACCUGUGAUGGGCAAAAAGUGUUUCGUUCCGUGUUGCACGGCCGGGCGCAAGUCGUGUCGGGGGAAGUACUCGUUUUGUGCCCCGAAAGACGACGGGCGUCUCGAACUUUGGUGACAUGCCAUACCGCGGAAAGAUCUCCUGCUUCAAGCAACGGACAGUGUUUGCGAGAGACAUUCCGAGCCGCAUUUCUUGACUAAAGCGUGGACUGCUGAGUACAACGGCCAUGUACUGAUGAGCAUACCAUUACGAGCAUCACUGGCGCGUGACUCUGUUGCCACAAUAUUUCCAGAUUGCCCGACCUACCUCUCAACAAGAUCAAAUAGGAAGCGGCCCGCUUAAAGGCAGCUAUUGGCGCCAGCAAAAAAUGUUGGACUGUAUAGCAGCGGACAUCAGUGAGCUAGGAAAAAGAUGUGAGAUAAUUGUUCUAGGAGACAUGAAUGCGCAUGUUGAAGAUAUGGAUGGGUACACAGACUUCACAGCGCUUCAUGACUGCUGGAGGCACUCCCUGCAACCGCUUGGCUGUACGUGACCGUAGCCACUGGUCGAGCACCCAAGCAGAAUCGACCUAACACACGUGGCACCAUGGCUGACAUAUUCAAGGGCAAACCUGUAAUCAAGAAGAACGGCAAGUCAUUUCCGGCCAACCAGACGCUCUAUGACAAGCAGUUCAUCUGCCUCUACUUUGCCGUGCAGUGGUGUCCACCGUGCCGCAUGUUCACACCCGUCCUGGCCAACGUCUACGAGGAUGCAAAGAAGGAUAACCUGAUCAUCGAGGUCCAAGAAGGCCCAGCCUUUCCAACACUCGAGCUCAAUCACGGCUCCUUCAAGCAACACAAUAAAGGGUGAUGUCAACAUGUUCGUGGCUUUGGUGUUCCACCAGUCACAUAACUCAUCUAGGUGCUGGUCGGGGACCACUUCCCGAGCACCACGAAGCAGCAGUGCCCUCCGAGGCCCAGAUCCACGCCGAAGGCUACAGCCGAGGUCCCAUACCAAUUCACCACGGCCGAGAAGCGUGGGGAAAUCUGUGGACAACGCUCAGGGAGGAGACAAAAGACACUCACACGUAGUGACACAACCUUGAUUUUAAAGAAACAAAUAAAAAGAAAACACCCACACAAAUUGUACUGGUAUAGAGUGUCCUUCAAUCACUGUGAUUUCAUUUAAAGGUACAAAUAAAGAGAAACACAGAGUGAAA
Molecule: messenger RNA, 1228 nt
Organism: Dermacentor albipictus
Lineage: Eukaryota; Metazoa; Arthropoda; Arachnida; Ixodida; Ixodidae
Product: nucleoredoxin-like
Biological process (GO): photoreceptor cell maintenance; sensory perception
Source: RefSeq, a predicted model, not a curated record